Chionomys nivalis (European snow vole) is the source of this 6185-nucleotide messenger RNA. It is a transcript of the gene Rtkn2, whose product is annotated as rhotekin 2. Lineage: Eukaryota; Metazoa; Chordata; Mammalia; Rodentia; Cricetidae. The transcript has 12 exons. The record is from RefSeq and is a predicted model, not a curated record. Gene Ontology annotation, biological process: signal transduction; hemopoiesis; positive regulation of cell population proliferation. The coding region runs from base 164 to 1963 and encodes 599 amino acids.
CGUCGUCUUCUGGCGGCCCUGGCCUCAGCGCCGCUAGUGCGCUUGCGCGGCGUCGUGGGCUGGGUUUCCCCCUCAGUCCGGACUUGGUACGGCCGGGCGGUUGGUGCGGUCGGCAGCUGCAGCCCGGGGCGCGCUUUUCAAAUUGUCCCCGACUUGCACGGAGAUGGAGGGGCGGCUGCUGAGGAGCCUCCCUGCACAGCAGGACUGCAGCAUCCGAGAGAAAAUAGACCUAGAAAUCCGCAUGCGAGAAGGAAUAUGGAAGCUGCUCUCCCUGAGUACAAAAAAAGACCAGGUUUUACGUGCAGUGAAGAACCUCAUGGUGUGCCAUGCUCGGAUAGAGGCGUACACGGCGGAGCUCCAGAAGUUAGAAGAGCAGAUUGCAAGUCAGACUGGAAGACGCAAUGUGAACUGUGAGAGCAAAGAACGAAGACCCUGCAGAGGGAGGCUCGCCCUCUCAGAUAUCCGAAUCCCACUCAUGUGGAAAGACUCUGAUCACUUCAGUAAUAAAGAAUGCACACAGCGCUACGCCAUCUUUUGUUUAUUCAGGAUGGGAGCCGAAGUGUUUGACACCGACAUGGUGAUCGUGGAUCAGACAGUCACAGAUAUAUGUUUUGACAACGUCACCAUAUUCCAUGAAGCGGGCCCGGACUUCCGGAUAAAGAUCGACGUGUACAGCUGUGGUGCGGAGGACUCCUCCAUAACCAACACCCCCAAAAAGCUGGCUAAAAAGUUGAAGACGUCUAUCAGUAAAGCUGCAGGAAGGAAGAUAAGUUCCAUGCUCCAGGAAGAGAACCAAGAGGCGUGCCUGCUCGCCAGCUCGGUCGCGGGUGCGAAGUACCAUCUGCUAGCUCAUGCCACCCUGACCUUGGAAAGUGUGGGAGACUGCUUCAAGACCCAUAAUCUAUCUGUUCACGGCAAUGAGGACUGUUCCUUUUGGCUCCCUUUGUAUGGCAACGUGUGCUGCCGGUUAGUGGCCCAGCCAGCUUGUAUGGCCGAAGAUGCAUUUGCGGGAUUCCUUAAUGAGCAGCAAACAGUAAAAGGUCUAGUUGGCUGGAGAAGGCUGUACUGUGCUCUGAGAGGGGGUAAACUCCACUGUUUUUACGGACCAGAAGAAAUUGAAGCUAAGGUGGAGCCCACUCUGGUGGUUUCCAUUGACAAGGAAACCACAGUUCAGGCCAUAGAGAAGGAGCCAAGGAAAAUGCAUCAUUUCUCUGUCGUCAACACUGUGGCUGGGCGAGCCGUGACUCACGUCUUUGCCGCGGACAGCCUAGAAGACCUUCAGGAGUGGAUGGGCGCCUUCCGGCAGCAUUUCUUUGAUCUCAGCCAAUGGAAGCAUUGUUGUGAAGAACUUAUGAAAAUUGAGAUUAUGUCGCCACGGAAACCACCUUUGUUCCUGACAAAGGAGGCGACCUCCGUGUACCACGAUAUGAGCAUCGAUUCACCUGUGAAACUUGAAAGUUUAACUGACAUAAUACAGAAAAAAAUUGGAGAGACGAACAGACAGUUCCUCAUUGGUCAGGAUGAAGAAUCCGCACCACCCCCGUGGGCCGCAGUCUUUGAUGGCAACCACGAAAUGGUCAUCCAGAAGAAAGUGGUGUCCCCCGCAGGCCACCCAGCCCCUGAGGGGAAAAGGAAAAAGAGGCGAGCACCACUUCCUCCUACUGACCAGCCUCCCUUCAGCAUAAAGACACAGGGCAGCACAGAUCAACCCAAGGACAGCAGGACCCAGGCCAGCAUCUCUGGAGCCUCGCCUUCAGAUCCCAGGCAGUUGCCACAAAUGCAUCCCUUCCAGAAACCAGUGGCUGCCCCUCGCAAACUUCCCCCUGCCAGGAAAAACAGUUCAGCUGAUGGUGAGCACGCAGACACAAAAACCAGUUUAGAAGACAAGCCAGUGCCGGCUCCAAGGCAGAGAUCCAUCAGAGACAUUCUGGACCCUCGAUCGUGGCUGCAGACACAAGUAUAGGCAGUCUGUACUGUCUAAAUCGAGCUGUAAAGCUCGGGUCAGAGGCAUUAUGCGAGUAAUGUUAUAAAAUUGUAUAGGUAAAGACCAUAGUAAUUUCCAUAAACCAUUAAUAAGCUAUUAGAUACAAAAAGGCACCUUUUAAUAGAGAAUUGAAUUUCUUUUUUUACUUCUCAUUUCCAGAAUAUAAAUGAUCCCCCCACCCCCAGCGAAGGCACAGUUUCUAGACAGUAUCCUAAUUGUUGGGAGGGCUAAUGUAUUCCUAAGUUAGUAGCAGGCGGUGAAGAAGCAGUAGGCAGGAGAAAGCACUGAUGUUUCUUUUGGAGAAAGAUUGUCUAGUAAUGUAGAAUGUGCUAAAGACAAGCCAUAUUCUCAUUGUGAGGAUUUUAAUACUUAAUGGAAUGUUUCAAAGGUUUUAUUCAAACCACAAAUUACCGAAUCCACCCAGGAAAAUUUCCCCUUGAGCCCUCUGGGAUCCUCAUCUGACGGUCCGCUGCCUCCUCUCUGUUGUUUCACUUGGUGGUUUAUAGGCUUGACCUUUUAAAUUCCUGGGGUAAAUCUUAGAAUAUUAAAUUCUUUGUCUUUAAAGAGAAUUUGUAAUCUGCUCCUCAGCGUCGUUUCCGUGACGAGCCCUGAAAUCCUGUUGACUCUGCCGCUCUCAGCGAGGCAGCGCACUUGUUAGUGAGGGAAGCGGAUAGGAAAUGGCCCACUCUGCUCCGCUAGCUGUACGGUGAUAAUCCCCACUGUGCUCUCCAGAAUUCGGGGAGGCAAGUAGCUCACGUCUUAAAUUUUCUUUACACUUAUUUUAAAAAGCAGAUGACAGAUUCAAAAUGUAUCAGAAAAGUUGACCGUAGUCAUUGUCAGAAUUAAUCCUUUUUCGAUCUUUUAAUUAGAUUUCCCUCUUUGAGUAAGGGUUGAUGUCUGUUAUUGAUAUUAUUCUUGAAAAGUGGCAUCACUUCCAUAGGAGGUAAUUUCCAUAGCAACUAAUCAUAGUGACCUAAACAGGAUUAUGAGUUGAAUGGGAGAUAAAUAGCAAGAGGAUGAAAUCCUAAAUGGACAAAAAGAAAAAAAAUCCACUUUUAAUAAUCACUUUUUGGGUUUUUUUGUUUGUUUUUUAAAGUAGCAACUUUUUUAUUUUUAUUUGGGAAAAAAAAAUUCUCAUCUGGAAAAAGGAGUCCAAAACAAGUAGUAACCCAGAGUUCUACCCGCUGCUCACCCGAACUCUCAUGUCCUGGUCUCUCCGGCAGCAAAGUGAGCAUCUCCAGGCACAGAACCUCAUGGGCCACAUUUUGGUUAAUAGGAUGUGCCACAAAUUUUGAAGCAGUCAGGCAAAGUUGCUUACCGUUCCUUCGCUACCCCUCCCAGACUUAAGAAUUAGUCUCUUGAGGAUUAGUUCUCCACAAUCUGGGAGUUUUGAGUUGAUUACAGCCACCAAAGCUGCAUAAACAGGAGUGAAGACUGGAGAAGCGCUCCGCGCCUACAGGACGGACCUGGUCAGCAAGCCUCUGCCUGUUUUCUUGAAGGAGCUCUUGGAUAAUCACACUUACAUUGGAGAUGUUGAUCUUGUUCAUGAGACCAUUGAUUGAUCCCUUCAGGGCCUCCCAGCUCAUCCUCUGAUAGGCUAGGCUGUUUUCACCUGUGAUCUGCUCCAGCAUCACCCUGAGUUUUACAGGAGGAACAGACGCUCCCCCUCUUCAGGUGAGCAGCGAAUCCCUCUCAUCCUUCUUUGUGAAGGUCUUCUUGAGUAGAACUCUGGGUUAAUGCUUUCUCUGGGCUCCUUUUUCCAAGAGCCGAGGAUUUCCGGGACUAAUCCAAUCUGCAUCUCUUUCUCUGCAUUUUUCUUGGUCCCUACUUUUGACUCCAUGCUGUCAUCAUAAGAACACCCUCUUCUUGAACGUUCACAGACAAGCUGUAAUCACAGUGAUCUCUAUUCGGGGGGACCUUGCUUGAUCUGCGUAUCUGUCUUCUGGGGAGGAGUUCCGAGGGUGUGAACUGUGGCUCUCCCUUCUGCCGUGUCCAGGGGAGUGUUUCAUGGGUGCUGUAUUACUUUUCAUUUUUUUCUAGUGUCAGGUGACCAAGCAAACUGGAUUCUUCAAGUUGGUUCCAGUAACAAGUCCUCAGUAGUCUGAGUUCCUUGAGAGUUUUCUUUCUCUGUCUCCACGGACCACCUCUGCUGAAUCCUCAGACCAAAGGGGUGAUCCCGUCCCGGUGGAUCCUCAGACAGAAUGCUGUCUCUUCGAAACCUCAGAUUGGAUGUCCAGUAACCCUCUUUGUAAACAAGAACAGCAAACAGUUUUAAAAUGCCAUCAGCAUUUCCAUGCAAAACUUGUCAGAAGGUGUCAAGCCUCGGUCCUGAGGCUCUAGGGACCUCCCAAGCCAUAACUGUCCCCAUGCACCAUCAGGCUGUAGGAAGUAAACCUCAGCUAGAGCAGGACCAGAACUCCAUCAGCGUGCAAUGAACGCUGGACCAACAGAAGCAUUCAUGGAAACUUUCAUCAUUUUUAAGUAGCGGAGGGGGAUAUUUUCUUGGUCUUUUUUUUUUUUUUUUUUGCUGUUGUUGUUUUGUUUUGUGUUUUUCUCUACACUGUGCUGUGACUGCCAGGCAAUAAAUACACGAUUACUUGACCAGGACACUCAGGAACAGCGACUCAUUAAGUCUCUGUCUGGGGUCAGUGACACCAGAGCAGACAGCCCCCUUGGUGAAGGUAGCAUGCUGGGUAAAGACUCCUACACCCAUGGAAGCCAGUAAAUUGAUGUGGGUUUUGUUUUGUUCUUGUUUGUGUUUAACUGAAAGGUUCCGCAAAGUUUCGGUGGUGAUUGGCCAUUUCAGUAAAUUAAAUGCUUAAGUUAUAUUAUUGUUCAGAAUGCCUUUUUCAAGUCCAAACUGCUAUCUCCAGCAAUGUCUAUGAACUACGGGUACCGCCUCUCUAUUGGUUUGUUUGCUUUUUUGUUCAGAGAAGCUGCUGGCAAAAUUACUUCUGGUCACUGGCACCCAAGUGCCCCCGCCCCCAUCCCCCAGUGCCCUUCACCUGCAGUGUUCCUUUAUUACAAGCCAGGACUUCAAUAUACACCUCACCCAUCCAAUUUCUUGUACAAGCUGCAACCGGAAGAGUUUGGGUUGCGCAGGAGAGAGGGACGUUCCUGGAGAUCCUAGAGGAGUCAUGUCCUGGGAGGGAGGGGGAGCUGUGAACCAGGUCUGAAAUCAGCCACCUGAAUUUUUUCAGAAGGACUUUCUCAUUUACUGAACUAGACAGACCAGCGACGGAGGGAUGUACCACGUGACGUGAAAGGUGCCACCGCUUUAGGAGAGCUGGUCCUUACAUGUCCUUCCAGUUCACCUCCCAUCUUGAUAAAACUGUAAUUGGAGACACUUCAUAGAAAAUAGAUAUUUUAAAUUACGGUACUUCUGAUGAUGGGGAGCUAACGUCUUGGGCAAUCGCAUCUACAUUUCAAGGUCUAGGGUAUAAAUUACAACAGCAUCUGCGGUGGUAUCGUUUUUUAAUUGCUGCAAAAAAAUAGUAAUUUUCUCAUUUUAACAUCUUUCAGAGAGAAAGAACACUUUUUUAUAUAUAAUGUAAAUACACUCUUCUCAAGCUAAAACCUCUCGAAAAAUACCAAGCACGGCAGCACUUGCUGACUUUACGACAUCUUAACUAUACCCCUCCAUAUACUGCUCCUUUCAGACAGAUACGGCUGCAUGCGGAAAACUCCGCCCAUUCCUCACCAAUACUUGCCUCUGCCCUUUAGGAUAAAAUAUCUCUCACUUGGUACUGUUUGUUAAAAGUGAAUCGGAGCUGUCUUGGCUUGGAGACAACCUGUGGUAGGUAGGCAGGUAGGUGGCGAUAUCCAGUCUUUUAGGUAUCUCAGCCACCUACUGUGAAGUUAAUGAAUUCAGUCCAAAAUGAAAUUAUAGGGGCGUUUGGUGUAGUUUAUGUUAAAUACCAUCCAAAGGCAGUCAUCUGUGCAGCCACAGCAGGGACAGCCAUGUUAGGCAGCAGAUGCUAGGAGCAAGGGGGGAGGGGGAGAGAAACACUGAGAAGCAUUCCCUGGUCAGAACUUCCCAGAACUCAUUGGUAUGUGAUGGAUAGCAGUUAGGCUGGAAUUAACGACAAUUUGCAUCCUGGAGGUUGUCUGUUAAGUUUCAAAAGCAUUUCUAUUUUUAAAUUUGUGUGUGUGUGUGUGCAUGUGUGUAUGUGUGCCAGUGCCAUUGUGUCAAUGGAGGCCA